GCUCUGCGCUUGGCAGUUCUUCCUGGCAGCAGGCGGCCAUCUUGCUUGGAACCAGAGAGAGGGAGAAGAGAGAAGGAAAGGGUGACACUGGUCUCAGGGCCGCCCCGGGAGCCUCAAGAGCCGGAGGCAGCCCCGGAGGCUCCCGCGGGCGGACACGCCGGAAGAGGAGGCCGGGGAAUGGCCGCGGUGUGGCAGCAGGUCUUAGCAGUAGACGCGAGGUACAACGCGUACCGCACACCAACGUUUCCACAGUUUCGGACGCAGUAUAUCCGACGGCGCAGCCAGCUACUGCGGGAGAAUGCCAAGGCUGGGCACCCUCCAGCAUUGCGUCGGCAGUACCUGAGGCUGCGUGGGCAGCUCCUAGGCCAGCGCUACGGGCCCCUAUCUGAGCCAGGCAGUGCUCGUGCCUAUAGCAACAGCAUCGUCCGCAGCAGCCGCACCACCCUUGACCGCAUGGAGGACUUUGAGGAUGAUCCUCGGGCCCUGGGCGCCCGUGGGCAUCGCCGUUCUGUUAGCCGAGGCUCCUACCAGCUGCAGGCACAGAUGAACCGUGCAGUCUAUGAGGACAGGCCCCCCGGCAGUGUGGUGCCCACAUCAGCGGCAGAAGCAAGUCGAGCCAUGGCUGGGGACACAUCGCUGAGCGAGAACUACGCCUUUGCGGGCAUGUACCAUGUUUUUGACCAGCACGUGGAUGAGGCAGUCCCCAGGGUGCGCUUCGCCAAUGACGACCGGCACCGCCUGGCCUGCUGCUCGCUCGAUGGUAGUAUCUCCCUGUGCCAGCUGGUGCCCGCCCCGCCCACUGUGCUCCGCGUGCUGCGGGGCCACACCCGCGGUGUCUCCGACUUCGCCUGGUCUCUCUCCAAUGACAUCCUUGUGUCCACCUCGCUCGAUGCCACCAUGCGCAUCUGGGCUUCUGAGGACGGCCGCUGUAUCCGGGAGAUCCCUGACCCCGACAGCGCCGAACUGCUCUGCUGCACCUUCCAGCCGGUCAACAACAACCUCACUGUGGUAGGGAAUGCCAAGCACAACGUGCAUGUCAUGAACAUCUCCACGGGCAAGAAGGUGAAGGGUGGCUCUAGCAAGCUGACAGGCCGAGUCCUUGCUCUGUCCUUUGAUGCCCCUGGCCGGCUGCUCUGGGCGGGCGAUGACCGCGGCAGUGUUUUCUCCUUUCUCUUCGACAUGGCCACAGGGAAGCUGACCAAAGCCAAGCGUCUGGUGGUGCACGAGGGCAGCCCGGUGACCAGCAUCUCCGCCCGCUCUUGGGUCAGCCGCGAGGCCCGGGACCCCUCACUGCUCAUCAACGCUUGCCUCAACAAGCUGCUGCUCUAUAGGGUGGUGGACAACGAGGGGACCCUGCAGCUGAAGAGAAGCUUUCCCAUUGAGCAGAGUUCGCACCCCGUACGCAGCAUCUUCUGCCCCCUCAUGUCCUUCCGCCAGGGGGCCUGUGUGGUGACGGGCAGCGAGGACAUGUGCGUGCAUUUCUUUGAUGUGGAGCGGGCAGCCAAGGCCGCCGUCAACAAGCUGCAGGGCCACAGCGCACCCGUGCUGGACGUCAGCUUCAACUGUGACGAGAGCCUGCUGGCUUCCAGUGACGCCAGCGGCAUGGUCAUCGUCUGGAGGCGUGAGCAGAAGUAGACUUCCAGCCCUGCCACCAUCCACCUUCCACCCACCUCCUGCCCCAGCCUUGUGUUUGUAAAUAAAGUUCCUGUGGUUGUGCUGA
Molecule: messenger RNA, 1720 nt
Organism: Camelus dromedarius (Arabian camel)
Lineage: Eukaryota; Metazoa; Chordata; Mammalia; Artiodactyla; Camelidae
Gene: WDR13
Product: WD repeat domain 13
Exons: 10
Coding region: 178-1635 (485 amino acids)
Cellular component (GO): nucleus
Molecular function (GO): protein binding; promoter-specific chromatin binding
Source: RefSeq, a predicted model, not a curated record